Messenger RNA from Nezara viridula (southern green stink bug), 256 nucleotides. The record is from the annotation of a GenBank genome assembly. Lineage: Eukaryota; Metazoa; Arthropoda; Insecta; Hemiptera; Pentatomidae.
AGGAUCGCGGAAAUUUCUUAAGACAGAAUCGGAGCUUUCAGUGGAGCCCCCACCUUUCUUCAUCAGUCAUUCCCGGUUCAGUUUACCUUUGAUGGGCCUACUGUUAGCACCCAGUGAUUGGCAGCCAAUAGAAAUCGAUUCCUCUAAUUAUAUGCGUUCAUCGAUGUUACAUCGCGACCUCUUUCAGUAUUCUUCAAGUGUACGCUCUGUGCGGAGGUCUCGACAUAUCGUCAAAGGUAGGUCCAAAGUCAGUUGA